AUGCGAUCAGCCACUGAAUAUACAGAUGGUCUGCUAGGGCUUCCAACUUCACCGCAACUAGCCACACAUAAAGAAAGAAGUGGAGGCACUCAAGUAGGCUUGUGCCCGUGCUUCCGCAUCGCAGCCGGCGAAUUCAUGCACAUAUAUGCGAUUUUAAAGGAGGAGCGACUUUCCUGGCGAGACGAUUUUUUUGACGUUAGUCAGCUUUCAGUACCGCGAAGUACGUCGGAAGUGCUUGAGAGGUUGAACCUCAACUUGCCCUUCUACGCGGCCAACUACAUGACGGUGUGCAUUGUCGUGACGUCUCUUUUAUUGUUUCUCAACCCUUAUUUCCUCAUCUUAUUAUGUUCCUUAGUUCUCCUACUGCGUGGUUUGUUUCUCCACGGGAAAUACCAAGGAAGACCUAACCAUUGCAUCUAUAUAGGUGGGGUGACUGUCUCGUAUUAUCGCCUUUUGAUUGUGACGCUUUUCGUUCUUUUUUUAUUUCCUGUUGUUUGGAGUGGGAUCCUUAACCUACUUUUUCUUUUGCUCGUAGGCGCCGCUCUUGUUCUUCCGCAUGCGGUGUCGCGUCGGCCUGUGUACUUCCAUGAUGAGGAACUAGAGAAGCGACGACCAAAGGCUCUUCAAUAUGUGGUUGUCUUUCUGCUCCACUUUUUGAGUUACAUGGAGAGCCCUAACAAGUGA
Molecule: messenger RNA, 684 nt
Organism: Trypanosoma brucei brucei TREU927
Lineage: Eukaryota; Euglenozoa; Kinetoplastea; Trypanosomatida; Trypanosomatidae
Product: RAB-interacting protein, putative
Exons: 1
Coding region: 1-684 (227 amino acids)
Cellular component (GO): Golgi apparatus
Source: RefSeq, a predicted model, not a curated record